ACCCUGUCAUCUGUCUGCCUCUUCUUUAAUCCUUUCCAAUAUUCCGGAUUUUUCUAAAAGUCAGGAGCGGUGUAGAUGAAAGGAGGAAGAGGGGGGCAGAUGUUUGGGAAGCAGUUGCCCUGGCAACAGAGUUAGGGCGUUUCAGAGGGUGGUUGCUAUGGAGAUGUGGAUGCUGACGACGGCUGGUAAGGUUGGGAGGACAGAUUGGCUUCAUGCUUAUCUGCAGGCUUGUCAGUCAGAGCCCCUGCCUUCCUCACCUUCAAGAUAGCAGCAGGGACCCAGAAGAACAGGAGUAAGCUACAGUGCAAACAGUAGACGGUGCCAAGCAGGCAGCACAUAUACCAAGCAAGGGCUAGAGAGCUCAGGGCACGGCUACGGAGUCAGGAUUCAGGCUGUGACGGAGGCUGAGAGGUGAUAGAGGAAGAUUAUAUCAGGGACAGAUAGUAAUUUUCAUGGAAACCUCUGACUGACUCCAUAGCCUACGAAUCGGUGGAGCACAUGCCCAAGUCAUAACGGUGUAGGAAGACAAAUACCAAAAAGGCAAAGAAGAGAGUUAGUCAGUGACAAGAACAGAGGGGGAGUAUAGAGACUUCCAGAAAAAGGAGAUAAAACCCUGAAGAUAGUACUUGGCUUGUCAUCUGUCUGUGACAUCUCCAUCUGACUAGCAACCACUGAACAUCUCCAGGUCACUGCAGCGUGAUUCCAGCAUGGCUACCAUCACCUGCACACGCUUCAGCGAGGAGUACCAACUGUUUGAGGAACUGGGAAAGGGAGCUUUCUCCAUUGUCCGCAGAUGUGUGAAAGUUUUAUCUGGUCAGGAGUAUGCUGCAAAAAUCAUUAACACCAAGAAGCUUUCAGCUCGCGAUCACCAGAAACUAGAGCGCGAAGCAAGAAUUUGUCGUCUCCUGAAGCAUCCAAAUAUAGUGAGGCUACAUGACAGCAUCUCGGAGGAAGGACACCACUAUUUAGUGUUUGAUCUGGUCACCGGUGGCGAGCUCUUCGAGGAUAUUGUUGCCAGAGAAUAUUACAGUGAAGCAGAUGCCAGUCACUGCAUUCAGCAGAUCCUAGAGGCAGUACUGCACUGUCACCAGAUGGGGGUGGUACACAGAGAUCUAAAGCCAGAAAACCUUCUACUGGCUUCUAAGCUAAAAGGUGCAGCUGUAAAAUUGGCCGAUUUUGGGCUGGCUAUUGAGGUGGAAGGUGAACAGCAAGCAUGGUUUGGAUUUGCUGGAACACCAGGUUACCUUUCCCCAGAAGUGUUACGGAAAGAUCCUUAUGGGAAGGCUGUGGACCUAUGGGCUUGUGGAGUAAUUCUUUAUAUCUUGCUUGUUGGUUACCCACCUUUCUGGGAUGAAGAUCAGCACAGGCUGUACCAGCAAAUCAAAGCUGGUGCUUACGAUUUUCCUUCCCCUGAGUGGGAUACUGUAACUCCAGAAGCUAAAGAUCUUAUUAAUAAGAUGUUGACUAUAAACCCUUCUAAAAGAAUCACUGCUGCUGAAGCCCUGAAACACCCAUGGAUCUCACACCGCUCUACAGUGGCUUCCUGUAUGCACAGACAAGAGACAGUGGAUUGCCUGAAGAAGUUCAAUGCCAGAAGGAAGCUGAAGGGUGCUAUUCUGACCACAAUGCUGGCUACUCGAAAUUUCUCUGGAGGCAAGAGUGGCAGUAACAAGAAGAACGAUGGGGUUAAGAAAAGAAAGUCCAGUUCCAGUGUCCAGUUGAUGGAGUCUUCUGAAAGCACAAACACUACUAUUGAAGAUGAAGAUACCAAAGUGAGGAAGCAGGAAAUUAUUAAAGUGACAGAGCAGCUAAUAGAGGCCAUCAGCAACGGAGACUUUGAAUGCUACACCAAAAUGUGUGACCCUGGAAUGACAGCAUUUGAGCCUGAAGCACUGGGCAACCUAGUGGAGGGUCUAGACUUUCAUCGCUUCUACUUUGAAAAUUUGUGGUCCCGAAGCAAUAAACCCCUUCAUACAACCAUCCUCAACCCUCACAUCCAUUUGAUGGGAGAUGAGUCUGCCUGCAUUGCCUACAUACGCAUCACUCAGUAUCUGGAUACCAGUGGUGUUCCCCGCACUGCCCAAUCAGAGGAGACAUGUAUCUGGCACCGCCGUGAUGGAAAAUGGCAAAAUGUUCAUUUCCACCGAUCGGGAGCCCCUUCUGUUCUCCCACACUGAAUCUCCAGCUUUGGUCAAGGACAAUAAUUAUCAACAUCAGAAGAAGUCCCAUCAGUCUUCUGUUUCUCUUUCCCAUUCUCUCCUCUCUCUCUCUCUUUGCAACUCUCUUACCCAUUGGUCCAUCCAUGCAUUUCUUUCUUUAAAUGAUAUACCAGGUGACAGGUGGUAUUGAACAGUGUGUGAGUGUACAACGUGUGUGCGAGCCUGAGUGUUGACGUGUCCUAUGCACAUUCCUGGUCAUCUACCAAGUUAGAGAGAGGGGGGGGACAUAUUUCUCUGGAAAUUACUGUCAUCGCAGACUGGUCCAGUGACAUAACCAGCUAUAUACACCAACCAUCACAGAAUGAAUAUUGUUUUGUAGUAUUUUAAUGUAACACUGGAGACACCGGUUUAUAUAACGUGCACGUUCAAGGCCGACCAAUCCCUUUUAAUACGGGCCUGGUGUAAUUUUUUGUAAUCCCAUCAACUCCAGAAAAGGCAUUAAAAUAGCCUCAUACUUCAAAAGAAACUAAAAGCACAAGUUAUCACAUUCUCAAUGGAGGCUCCUUUCAAUUCUUGGACCUUCUGGAGUUGUUUUUAUGAGAUCAUUGACCAUCAGUCACUUCUCCAGUAUUAUUUCUGAAAUUCUAAAAGCUAAGGUUGCCUUAAAUACCAGAGCAUCCUAAUAUAUAUAUAUAUAUAUAUAUAUAUAUAUAUAUAUAUAUAUAUAUACCUAAAAUAGCAGUCCAGGGAGAAUAAAGUAAUAAAAACUACAAUAAAAUGACAGCUAAGUGUCCGGUCUAUAUCUUGCUCUGCGGUGCCCCCAGCUGCAGCAUGUUUUCAGAGAAUGCGUAUGUAUUAAAGAGCUAAAGGGUUGAUAGUAUUAAAGGUGCAAAGCAAUCUAAAGCAAUGUUGUGCAGAACGGACAAACAAUAAAAAAUAAAGUUCAGCGCAGACUGAUAAUUCAAGCUAUAGUAAUAAUAAAUAUAUAUAAAUAUUCUUACAUAUAAAUAUAUUUUGUGGGAAUACAUCAGUGUGUUAAAAAAAAAUCUGUAUUUCUAUUUGAGAUCUAUUUAUGCAUGCUUUUUAUAGAAGUAUCACAUUCUUGUUAUCGCAGAGAAAAAUCUUUUUUUUUUUUUUUUUUUAUCGUUAAAAGCAGUGUAUUCCUAUUGCGUCCAUCCAAGGGUGGAUGAGGGUACUGCUUAAUUUUUGAAACUUUUUGAAAGUUUGUUAAUGCUUAUACAAUAUUCGGCAAUUGGUUGAAAAUGAAAUAUUUUUUUUUCUUUGCAUUUUCAUAGGUUUAGAGUGUAGUUUCAUUUUUAGUGAGGUGCAGGUUCUGAUUUUAACUCAGUGACUGCUUUAUUAUAUUCAUAGGAAAGCCCUUCGUAAAAAAGAUGCUUCCUAGUGUACAGGGCAUUCAUAUUUUUCGUCCUCUGCAUGGUGGCUUCUAAAAUUGACAAAGUCUACAGAUGAGAUGGUGAAGGCAUGUUUACAAUGUAGAUACAAUAGUGAUUUGUCCUGUUAGGCUGCUUAUCAAAUCUCGAUAUGAUAAAUGUGUAGGGUCCUUGUUACGCUUUCUAAAAAAAAGAAAAAAAAAAAGACAAAAACGCCAGAGAAUGACCGAUUGUCUCAGAAUGUGGUGUUUAUUACUUUUUUCAGUGAAGAUGUGGAGUUUUACAAUGUCCUGUUUGUAGAUUCUACCCUCUAAAAAUUCAGAGGUUGCUUGUUUUUGCAUCUCAGAAGUUGAACAGAAGAAAAUCUGAGAGAAAAUGUCAAAUCUUCAAGUCUUGCCGACGGUACAAAUUUUUGUCUGAAUAGAACUACGAUGGGUCUUGCCAUGUGCAAAGGAUACUCAAGGACUUUUUAAGAUCUCAAUCUCAAUGGUGUUGUCAUAUCAGGAAUGGAAAAGACAUUGGGACUUUCAAAGACCAAGCCUCUGGUGAUCACUCGCUCUAGUCAUCGUGCUGUGACCCGUGGUGGUUUAUGGUGGAGGUUACUCUUCUUAUAGAUGAUAAUCCAUGACUUUUUCUUGAUUGACCAUCAACUUUUAUUGCUGAAUUUGAUUUAUUUCUGUAAAUAAAAGAUUUACUAGGCCCAGAGAUCGUGGUCUAAGAGAAUACCUACAAACACCUCCAUUCUUCGCAAUCCAUGGAGACAAUGUCAUUUUUGUAAUAGAGAAUUAUGAGUAUAGGCCAAUCUUUCAAUCCCAGUAUGGUUUUAUAUUUGGCCUUGUAAACAGUAUUUGACCUUCCAGCCGAACAAGGCUUUCUCUGUUGACUAGGCAAAAAUUGUUGCAUGGUAUAAAUGUUUCCAAAAUCUGGGCUGUGCCAAAUGUCUCCAUAAAGGAGACUUAGUUUAGUUUUUUUUGCAUUCACUUCUAGAUGUAAAUUAUAAGAGCAGGGUUUUUUGCAGAAUGUCUUGUCUAUAGUCUUCCAAAAAUUGUACAUUUCUUGUGUUGCACCUCUCCUCCAACAUCAUCCCUCUCACCUGCAACAUGGUUGUUUUUUUUAUUUUACCACAGUUUUGGGUUACAUUUUGAAAUGUCUUUUGGUUGGAUCUUAGAGCCAGUAAGAUUUAGUUGGGAAGAAUUGUGCAUAAGAAAAAAAUGUUGUUGUCUAUGAGUUGUAACCUCAAUUAGUAGAUAUAUUUUAGAAUAUAAAGGCUAAAUCUUAUCAGCUAAUGGCUCAAAAACAUUUGGUAAAUGUUCCCAAAGCUUGUUUUUGUCCAUGUCUAUUACUUGGCUUAGCAUUGCUGCAAAAAUCCAAGCAACACUGGUUACUAUACGAACACCAUUAAUGAAACAAUACAAUAAUAAACAAAUGAAAUGUAUCAUAUGUAAAGCUAUCAGAGUUGGACUGUGCCACCAAAGUAACCGAGGAUACUCAAUUCCUUUAAUUAAAAUUUUAAUUAAUUCACAAAUAACCUAAGAUCUGUGUGCAAUAAUAUAAAAAAAGUAAAAUUUUUAAUGGUUCUGUACAUAUAGAGGCUAGGGCCAGAAAAACCCCAAUCACGACUCUGAACGCUACAACCUGUUAUAAGAGGGCCUGUCAAGCUUUACUAUAAGAAUAUGCCUAUAUUUUAAAAGAGAAGGAACACCAGCGAACUUUCAUUGACUAACUGCUUCUUAGGAUUUGUUUAGAACAGGCUCAAAAAUGAUCUUGUUUGUCUUGACUUUUGAGGUGUAUUUUGCUAUUACUCUACUUUAUGAAUGUAUUCUAUUGAGUGACCAAAUAAUUGUUGCCUUAUCUGCACCUUUGAAUUGAACAGUGUUAAAGUCAGACAGAACUGGUUAAAUUCUUGAUCCAUUGGGGGUGUUUUAAGCUUGGUGGAUCUAGAUCUUAUAGCAAUGAAAUGAUAGUUUUGACUGUUUUAUACAAUUUCCUACAUUUGUCAAUGUAAUUUUUUUCAGAUACUCACAGCCUACCAAGUUAGGUCUAGACCAUCUACAACUUACCAGUUGCAAGGAACGCAGGAUAAAAAGUAGAGAUUUUGUGCUUACUGUUGACUAACUUUUCAAUUAAUAGGUCAUUCCUCAGUAAUAUUACUAGUUGCAAGUGCAUUGGUAGGACGCAUGUUUUUGGAAAUUUGUUUAACUCACAAAUUAUAUAGUGUACCUUCUCUGUGCACAGAUUAUUUUUCUGUAUAAUAUUACUGUGGAUUCUGUAUAUUGUUAUUAUGGUUGUCUAUGCAGUCCCAUUUGAUAAAUAUAAAAUAAAAGUAUAAUAUUAUGUUAGCUAAUGGAACCCCCUUAAAUGGUCACCCAAGCAACUUCUUAUGCCUGCCAAUUAAAGUGAUGGACCACUUUAUCCCUGCUACAUAGGAUAACAUCCCAGGGUAUGUCUUUGGAUGCUGAGCUCAGUUAUUCACUUUCAAUGAAGAGGGUAAGGUGGUUGUCUGGUGGGCCCAUGUUUCUAUGCAGCCUUUUUGUUAUAAUGAUUAAAGAUAUUUUGUUCCUGAGUUUGAGGCUACUUUUGCAAAGACGUCUGAUCUCUUGCCAUUGAUUCUGUGUUCUUUGGGUGCCUGAUUCAUGGUUUAGCUAAUGUAAGAUCUUAAAAUUUCAGUUUCUUGUUAUUUUUAAGAUGUAUAAUGGCACAUAAUCAUUCUUGAAUAUUGAUGCAUGUUUCCUAUGACCAGUGUACUUGUGUUCUAAAAAAAACUUGCAUGUGUUCUAGUGAAGUGAUGCCUCUGAAGCAAACCAGGUUACACUUUCUUCAAAGAUAAGGGUUUUACCAGAGCCAUAUUUCCAUACGGUAACCUGCACAGAAGUGCCAGAGGAUCUGUAUGACAUAGCAACCAGUCAUAUGCUUUCUUUGAUUUAGCAUCUUAGCAAUCUUUAGUUAUAUAGGGUAGGAUAUUAGCCAAGGUAAGGAGAGCAUCCCAGUAUGCACAACUGAGCACAUUUUGGUUUAGCUGAUAAUAGAAUGGGCCAUGAACUAACUUAUUCAUUAUAAGAAUGGUCACUCUACUGGUGCGAGUACUUGUUUACUUGCCAAGACCAGUCAUGCUCCAAAAUGCAUGUUAUCUAUUUGCUACCGGUAGCAGAUCAUCUUCAACCAGCAAUCCGUGGGAUUAGCAAAUCUGCAUGGGGUUGUGUAUGGUUUUGGUGCUCAUAGUGCUGAAGAAUACUAUAGAAAUGGGGAACUGUGGAAUUGAAACAACCUUCCCCAAGCAUCAAUCUUCAGUUGCUGGAGACACUGUUCAACACUGGCCCCCCAUCAUGUCUUGGCCAUAGAGUAAUGGCUUGGCCUAUCUCUUUGACAUGUGCACCCUUUUUGUUGGAUAAGGCCAGGGCAACAAUCACUCUCAUAGGCCAAACACUCAUUUGUCAGCUAAACAAAGGGUUUUGCAAGGUUUAAUAAUAGUAAUUCAUCAGGUGUACAACGACCUUAGAAUAGGGUAUGUCCAAAUGAUGAAAGAAUAGGGCCGCAAAAACAACCCAGUGGUUGUUUAUGCAGGCCUGGCUGCCAGAUACCAAACAAUGUAAUAGGGUAGGGGAUGUUAGUGAAGGGCCCUCAUAUGGGGGAGGGGAUCAGCCCUAAUAUGUGAAUGCAGAUUGCUUCCAGCAUCUUCAGGAAUGCCAUAAUGCAGACCAACAGAAAUGCUUCUGGGAUGCUGAAAGGACAAUUACACAUUUCAAUAUUUUUUUCCCAUAAACCCUUCUGUUGCUGCAUUUUAACUAAUUUCUACAAUAAAAAUUCUUACAAAUGUUCUGCUAAAAAAUGGCCUCUGUUUGGAUAUUUUCUAAAAGUUCAUGUUAGAUUAGUGUUCUGAAAAUAUUUUUCAGAAGUACUGUAUGUAAAACUUUUUCUAUUUUGGACUAUGUCCUAACAUUUUAACAGGUUAAAAUCCAGUUUAUCACCAAGUAUUCAAUGAUCCUGCAGCGCCACCACAUGGGAAAUGAGGCAUGACAUUGUUCUCAAAUAAAAUCAAUAGGUUGUCAACUUAAAGGAGAUGUCUCAUACCUAAAAUUACAGAAAAACCUAUCCUGCGGAUAGGGGAUAAGUUUUAGAUCACGAGGGCGGGGAGGGUUGUCUCACCGCUGGGGCCCCGAUGAUCUCCUGUAUGAAGCCCUCCUCUCCCUGGCGGGGGGGGGGGGGAAGACACAACGCCCCACUGAAGAGGGGGCCACCAAGCCCCUCCAUAUAUCUCUAUGGGAAGCCAUUCGGCUAUCUUCGUGCUCUACCAUAGAGAUAUAUGGAGGGUCGUGGCACCCACUUCAGGCAGGGAUCAUGACAGCUUCGGGCCCCAUCAGUCAGACCCUUUACCAUCUAAAACUUUUAAUACAAAUGUGUUGGGGGCUGCAGAGUGAAGGACACCUUGUAGCCAAUCUUUUCUCUGACUUAUAAAUGAGGGUCCUAAAAGAAGGAACCCCAAUCUAUUAACUUAUAAUUCCUCAAAAGUAUAUUUAAAAAUGGGACACCCCCUUUAAAGCAUCUGACUGCUUGCCAUGGACUACAUAGUUUUUGUUCAGGAUUGGUGCAAUAUUUUAUAGAAACUCUCCUAUGACUAUAUUAUCUACACUUGAUAGACCUCAUUCCUAGUUCAGACAGUUUACAGAUUGUUCUUAUCAUAGCAAGUGAUGUCUGAUCAAGGAUUUUUGUGUCUAAAGAUACAGUAUAUCCUGCUAAAGACACUGACCCUGUAACAGGUGAGAGGCCAAAACACAAGUCAUUCUCCUCUAGUCAUAAAAUAAACCGUAAAAUAAAAUUACAAAUACUCUAAAAUAUAUAUUUAUUUCUUCUAUAAGUAUUGAGACCGUGCACCGGUGUAACGUGUUGCAGAGAUAUUUGUUCAGGUUGACUUUAUUUUUAUUUUUAGCCUGCGGCUGUUACACUAAUACGGUGGUGGUGAAUAAACUGGCACAUUUUUUGCUGGCUGUAUAUUUUAAUCUUGAUGUCUAAUUUCAAUAAAUGGCACAAUCUGAAACAUGCAA
Messenger RNA from Hyla sarda, 8589 nucleotides. RefSeq names its product calcium/calmodulin dependent protein kinase II alpha (gene CAMK2A). NCBI's taxonomy places the organism in Eukaryota, Metazoa, Chordata, Amphibia, Anura, Hylidae. The record is from RefSeq and is a predicted model, not a curated record. The transcript has 19 exons. The coding region runs from base 708 to 2177 and encodes 489 amino acids. Gene Ontology annotation, molecular function: ATP binding; calcium/calmodulin-dependent protein kinase activity; calmodulin binding. Gene Ontology annotation, biological process: protein phosphorylation. Gene Ontology annotation, cellular component: cytoplasm; neuron projection.